Molecule: messenger RNA, 1857 nt
Organism: Penicillium riverlandense
Lineage: Eukaryota; Fungi; Ascomycota; Eurotiomycetes; Eurotiales; Aspergillaceae
Product: fungal specific transcription factor domain-containing protein
Exons: 4
Coding region: 1-1857 (618 amino acids)
Biological process (GO): DNA-templated transcription
Molecular function (GO): DNA binding; zinc ion binding
Source: RefSeq, a predicted model, not a curated record
AUGGUCGGCAAGAGCGUCUUUAGCGGUCGCAAUGAGCUUCAGCAGGAAACGAGUCGCCCUAGCUUGCACCUUUUGUCGCAACAGUGGAGUGUCACUAUGAUGAUGCGCCGUCGCAAAGGUGUGUUUUUAGCCAUUACCCAGAACAAGAAGCUGUCUGACGGGGGCAGGAUCGAUACCACUGGUGGCACAAAAGAAAUUUUGGGCCGUCUGCAUGAGAUUGAGGUCUUGCUCAACGCUAUGUUUGACCAGAUUUCAACCACAACCGCAUCCAAUGCUAGCUCUUCCCACGUGCCUAUUGAGACCUCUCCACCAACACAUUCACUGGCCUCCCUGCAGGAGCCCCAUCUCAAGGUCCCAGUUACCUCCUCAUCGUCAUUCCCAGUGCUCGCGGUUCGACCAAAUUCUCCAGAUCUUCCACCCAUGACAAUUCCAGUUAAACACAAAACCUCAUCUAGUUACCUGCUAAGUCUGCUGCCGGUCAAGUCCUUGAUCGGGGAAUACCCACCAGACCUAUUUUUCCGCUUAGAAUCAAAGAAUCAGCUACCCCAUGGGCUAUCUUUCGAGAAGUUGCAAGAGAAGUUGCAAGGCCCACAGUCAUCCAUUGAGAUCUCAAGAGAUCUCGCCUCGGAGCUAGUCUCCAAUUUUUUCUCCUCGGUCCAUCAGAAUCACCCCGUCCUGGACCCAGACGAGUUCCAGAACAUCUAUACCAGAUUUUCAGACACAGGCCCUGAUACUAGUAUUGAGUCCGCGUUAUGUAUGGUUGUUCUGGCCCUCGGAGCUGUCGCUGCCUCACCAGCAGACUCACAUAUUUUUGACACUGCGCCUGCGGGCAUGGUUUAUAUGCAGCACGCCAUGCAAACGCUCCUCUACCAGGCAUCAUGGUCCUUCUCGUUUAACUUGAUGUUACCACAAGCGCUUGUUUUAGCAAGCGUAUACUUCGCCUAUAUAGUGCGCCCUCUCCAGAGCUGGCGACUUAUCUACUCCGCCACGACCAUUCUCCAAUUUAAACUCUCGGGAAUUGACAGCCAUUAUGAGGGGCCCAAGUGGCGAGAGAGCCUGACUCGCCUAUUUUGGUCGUGCUUUUUGAUUGAAUGCGACCGACUCGCUGAGCUCGAACUUCCAAGGAGCGGAUUGCAGCAGCUGACUGACGAAAUGAGUCUUCCAGAGUGCACAAAUCUUGGCAUGAUGCAAGCAACCUGCUAUCUUGCCGAGAUUUCGAUUCGAAGGUUAUUAAAUCGCAUUCAUAGCUCGCUGUAUCCCUGCAAGAAGCACGUAUUGACAUUAUCAUCUGCAUCGCUGAUGGCGCCAGACGACUUCUCUAUUGAUGAUAUCUCAUCCAUGAGCGCUGUAUGUGAUGAACUGCACUCCCAGCUCGAAUUGUGGCAUUCGUCAAUACCGGAGACCUUCCGCCCGAAUUUAAGUAUCGGAACCAACAUACCAGAACUCGACGAUCGCCGGGAAAUCCUACGGACUCGGUAUUUUGCAGCACGCCAUAUUAUAUACAGACCUUUCCUUCUCUAUAUUGUCACCCACCGUACGAGCCACAUUCCCCGCUCCAUCGUCGCAAAAGCCGGCAUCUGCAUCGAGAGCUGUCGGUCAUACAUCUACAGCGCGGCGCAACUCUUGGCAAAGCCAAGUCAGUACACGUGGACAUUCUCCCUGUCAUCUCUUGGCGCCGUUGUUGUUCUUACACUUGCCUCAUUAAAUCCAGUCUUACAGGACCUGGUUCCCGAUAUCGACAAUCUUCAAACUCUCGUCCUGAACAGUAUUCGGCCAUGGGCAUUUUCGAGUCUAGCGGCUGUAGUCAUUAUCUUGGAGGACAUGCAAAAGAAGCAGAGACUAUUGUCACGUGCUUAG